Molecule: messenger RNA, 593 nt
Organism: Chanos chanos (milkfish)
Lineage: Eukaryota; Metazoa; Chordata; Actinopteri; Gonorynchiformes; Chanidae
Gene: iscua
Product: iron-sulfur cluster assembly enzyme a
Exons: 5
Coding region: 9-512 (167 amino acids)
Biological process (GO): iron-sulfur cluster assembly
Molecular function (GO): iron ion binding; iron-sulfur cluster binding
Source: RefSeq, a predicted model, not a curated record
UGCAAAACAUGGCGUUGGCGUCGCUGUCGAAGCGUUGUGCGUCCUCUAGCCUGUUUUUUGUAAACAGAAGUUUGUCAUUGCCAUUUCUUAAUUCAGUUUGUCCGUAUCACAAAAAGGUUGUAGACCACUAUGAAAACCCUAGGAACGUCGGAUCCCUCGACAAAAAUGCCAAGAACGUGGGGACGGGUUUAGUGGGCGCGCCAGCCUGUGGUGAUGUCAUGAAGUUGCAGAUCCAAGUAGAUGAAAACGGGAAAAUAGUAGAUGCCAGGUUCAAGACGUUUGGGUGUGGCUCAGCCAUUGCUUCCAGUUCCCUAGCAACAGAGUGGGUGAAGGGCAAGUCGCUUGAUGAGGCAUCGAAAAUAAAGAACACAGAGAUUGCUAAAGAGCUCUGUCUUCCCCCAGUUAAACUUCACUGUUCCAUGCUAGCAGAGGAUGCCAUUAAGGCUGCGCUGGCGGACUACAGACUCAAACAAAACGAGAAGAAAGAGGAGGUAGCAAAAGCAAGCAACUAGUCGCUGUUUGUUUUCGUUAUCUCGUCUGAACAGGGGGGUGUUCCAGAAAGCGGGUUUAGUGAAAACUCAGAAUUAGUUACC